CAGGGGCCUCUAAUAGGAGCCCUAGCUGGGGGCAGGGAGACUGCAUCUAGUUAAUCUGGGCAUCCACACUGCCACUUCAGAACUGGGGCAGAGGCAGCCGGCCACAGGCAGAGGGUGGUGGCUGGCCGGCUCACUCUUUUCACCCCCCACCCCCUCCCCGAGUCUUCAUGUGCCUGAAUCCCACCUGCGCGGGCCGCUCACCCUUCAAUCUCCUUGUCUUCUCCCUCUGUUUCUCACCUUUCUUUCCCUUUCUUCGCAUCCUCCCCGCCCCAGGGUGUGUGUGUGUGUGUGUGUGUGUGUGUGUGUAGCAUCCUUUUUGUGUGUCCUGACCUUUCGUUUUCUCCUGCGGGUGCCUGAGUGUGUGUGUUGACACUUUCUCCCUGUGCCUUUCUUGUCUGCUUCUCCGGUCUUUUUUGUCCUUCUCUUGGUCUCGGUCUCUCUCUCUCUCUCUCUCUCUCUCUCUCUCACACACACACACACACACGCACACACGCGCGCACACACACACACACACACACACACACACUCGCACACAUUCUGAUUCAUUCUCUCUCCUCUCUCUCUCUCUCUCUCUCUCUCUCUCUCUCUCCGCCUGUGUCCCUCUCACUUUCUCCCCUCCUGCCUGCUCGUUCCUCUCUACGCCUGGCCUGCCCCCACCGCCGGUUCAGGGGAACGUGUGCGGAGCGAUUGUCCUGGGGGACAUUUGAUGGAUUAGAGCGCUGAACAGUUCCAUUGCUGGGGGACCACCUGAUCUCCUCCAGCCUGCGUCCCAUAUAAAGCCGGCAGCCGGAGUGCUGAGCACAGCUCCAGCGACUGCCCGUGUGCGCGCCGCCGCCGCCGCCGCGCCCGAGCGGCACCCGAGCUCGAGCCGCGACCGUCGCCACCCGCCGGCUCCGCGGCCGCCCGCCCGCUGGGAGCUGUCCAGUGCUGAAGCCCGCGCCGACAGCCAAUCGCGCCGGCCGGCAGCCUCCCCCACCGGGCCGCCUGUGCCCCGCGAGCCCCCCGCCCGGCGGCACCAUGCCGCGUUCCUUCCUGGUGAAGAAGAUCAAAGCGGAUGGCUUCCAGUGCAGCGGGGUGCCGGCCCCCACCUACCACCCCCUGGAGACUGCCUACGUGCUGCCCGGCGCCCGCGGGCCUCAGGGGGACAACGGUUAUGUGGCGCACUGCCUGCCCCCCAGCAGCUACGAUGGCGAGCAGAAGCCUGGCCUGGAGCUGGCGCCCGCCGAGCCCGCCUACCCGGCCGCGGCGUCCGAGGAGUACAGCGACCCCGAGAGCCCACAGUCCAGCCUGUCGGCGCGCUACUUCCGCGGGGAGGCAGCCGUGACCGACAGCUACUCCAUGGACGCCUUCUUCAUCUCCGACGGGCGCUCGCGGCGGCGCCGGGCCGGGGCUGGCGGGGAAGCGGCGGGGGCCGGGGACGCGGGCGGCGGCGGCGGCGGCGGCGGCGGCGGCGGCGGGGAGCGCGCGGGGCGCUCGGGAGCGGCGGCGGGAGGCGGGCACCGGCACGCAUGCGCAGAGUGCGGCAAGACGUACGCCACGUCGUCGAACCUGAGCCGCCACAAGCAGACGCACCGCAGCCUGGACAGCCAGCUGGCGCGCAAGUGCCCGACGUGCGGCAAGGCCUACGUGUCCAUGCCCGCGCUCGCCAUGCACGUGCUCACGCACAACCUGCGCCACAAGUGCGGCGUGUGCGGCAAGGCCUUCUCCCGGCCCUGGCUGCUCCAGGGCCACAUGCGCUCGCACACCGGCGAGAAGCCCUUCGGCUGCGCGCACUGCGGCAAGGCCUUCGCCGACCGCUCCAACCUGCGCGCGCACAUGCAGACGCACUCGGCCUUCAAGCACUACCGCUGCCGCCAGUGCGACAAGAGUUUCGCGCUCAAGUCCUACCUCCACAAGCACUGCGAGGCCGCGUGCGUGAAGGCCGCCGAGCCGCCGCCCCCUGCCGGCCCAGCCAGCUGAGCGUCUGCCGUGUGAGCGGGGUGGCCGCAAAGGCCUCUCCCACCCCUCAGUCUGCGUCUCCCCUGCCUGCACCCUCGACAGGGUGGGGGUGAACCCCAUCUUGGCCCAGAACUUUCUUUUAAACCCGGCCCACCACUAAGCCCACCGCUCACUUCCUGCACCGGAUCCCCUUUCGCACCCACCCAUUGUCCAUUCUGGCCACCACUCGGACCUUGACCCCAUGUCUGGCCUUCAAGGCUCCCAACUCAGGCACCAGGUCCGUACCUCUUCCGGGUCCCGGCGCUGGAAGUUUCCCCGGCCCAACUCUAGGCUGUGUCCUUAACUAGAUCUUUCUCAGCUGAGUCAUUGGCCAUUCCUCUAUGAGUCCUCAUUCUAAACCCAGUGUACCCUUGACUUCCUGUCUGCCUCAGUUUCCCUGUCACAGUCCAAUCCCUUGGGUGUCUGCUGAAUUUCCGUGCGUAUGUGUGUGUGUGUGUGUGUGUGUGUGACCAGCCGGGAAUCUACAUUUCUCCUCUCUUGGCGUCCUCUGCCUGUCCAUCCCUGUUCUCCAGUCCUGCCCUCCCAUGCUUGGGCCUUAGGUCCGGCCCCUUACACACACGACCCCGCCUCCUCAGUCUUCCCUGAUCUCAUUGGCCAUCCUACUCCCUGCUUUCUCCAGCUCCUCCUUCCCUCUAGUAGUUCUCCGGUCCUCAGUUUUCCUAGCCGGGAACAGACUUGGGAGGCAACCCAGGGCUCUGCCCUCUCAGGUGACCCCUCUUGCCCCAGGACAGUUCCUGCCUAGGCCUCAGGCCUGGAGCUGCGCUCUCCUAGAUUAUUUGAGCACUUUCCCUUACCCCAGGACAACAGGUUCGCCUCCGCCUUUGCUAGAGGACAGCCUGGAGCACCUCACCCAUGGACCCACUCCUUUGUCCGGCAGGGCCCUUUCAGCUAUUUAUUUGUGCAUUAUUUAUUUAUUUAUUUAUUUAUUUACCUAUUUAUUAUUCUAUUUAAUCUCUUGGCUUCACCCACGAACUGUCUGGCUUCCCCAGCUGGACUGGGAAGUCGUGGAGCAGGGUCAGCAAGGCCAUAGCUCGCUGCUCCUCCCCUAAGGGUCUGAAGAGAAGCCCACUCUUACCAGGGCCUGAACUCCACAGGAAGAGGCCUGCAGAAACAGUGGGAAGCAGAGCCUGCUGAUCCUCAGCUGGCAGGGGAGGGGCCAUCAGAAGGUCCUAUUUCGGGGCAGGUCCCCGGCCUCCUGAGCCUUCUACUUCUGUCCUAGGAAGCUGUUCUGGAGCCUCUUCCUUUGUUUCUUAUUUAUUCCUCUUUCAGAGGGACCCCAGGUUCCAGGGACCGACUGAGCCCCGGACCCGCUGGGGCCUCUGGCCUGCUCCCGGGAGGAGUGCUCUCUCCCGGCCACGACUAUGCAACUCUCCCGGGCAGAGGGGCCGGGACUGCCAGCCAGGCGCCUAUUGGCCACCACUACCUCCUCCACCGCGCUUUUGCAUGCCCGGGCGAGGACCGAAGCACACACCUCCGCGCACCGGCCCGGCCCCCUCUGCUUUAAGCACACGCCUCUGCCCGCAUCCCUCUGCGUCCCUUUUGUGGGCAAGAGUCUUGGACACCCAGACCUCUUCCCCCUACCCUUAGCCACAAAAGAGGGUGGAGACUGCAGACUGCUCCAGGCCGCUCUCUCUAGGGCUUCUGAGAGGUGGCGCUUCGUUCUGUCCCAGGCUCCCUGAAGGGAGACUGCAGAGACGGUGGAAGAAGAGAGGGGUCACGAGAAGCAAUUGUGGAGGGUGCUGACCCUGUAAAUAGGAACUUCUGACAGCAAUAAUUUCCCAUGCAUGCUAAGCCUUUUGGAUCCUCCCUUGCCAUACUCCCAGCUCGCCCCACCCCACCCCCAUUCCUUCCCCAUCUUCAGCAGUAUUACUUGUAACGCAAUUCAGGGAUAUUAAAGGGACUUUGGCCACUCA
This is a messenger RNA of Meriones unguiculatus (Mongolian gerbil), 3911 nucleotides long. RefSeq names its product scratch family transcriptional repressor 2 (gene Scrt2). Lineage: Eukaryota; Metazoa; Chordata; Mammalia; Rodentia; Muridae. Gene Ontology annotation, biological process: regulation of DNA-templated transcription. The record is from RefSeq and is a predicted model, not a curated record. The transcript is spliced from 2 exons. The coding region runs from base 1018 to 1959 and encodes 313 amino acids. Gene Ontology annotation, molecular function: RNA polymerase II cis-regulatory region sequence-specific DNA binding; DNA-binding transcription factor activity, RNA polymerase II-specific.